Saccostrea echinata is the source of this 1536-nucleotide messenger RNA. Its product is annotated as ATP-dependent DNA helicase PIF1-like. The record is from RefSeq and is a predicted model, not a curated record. NCBI's taxonomy places the organism in Eukaryota, Metazoa, Mollusca, Bivalvia, Ostreida, Ostreidae. Gene Ontology annotation, biological process: DNA repair; telomere maintenance. Bases 1 to 1536 code for a protein of 511 amino acids. Gene Ontology annotation, molecular function: DNA helicase activity. The transcript has a single exon.
AUGUCUGAAUUGUUUGCUACAGUUCCAACCAACAUACACAUACCAAAUAUCAUAGAGGAGAAAUUAUCUUACAGUACACAGGAGUUAUGUGCUGUCGUUUUGGAUCAUGAACGUAAAAUGAAUAAGGAUCAGAUUCAAGUUUACAAUAAAGUAAUUGAAGCUGUCUUCUCACCCGCACCCAAAUCCACUCUUUUUUUUCUGGAUGGACCAGGAGGUACUGGAAAAACGUUUGUUUACAACACAAUUUUAGCAAAAAUAAGAUCUAUUGGUAAUAUCGCAUUAGCAGUAGCUUCCUCAGGAAUAUCUGCAGAGCUCUUAGAUGGUGGUCGUACAGCACAUUCACGAUUUAAAAUACCAAUACCUAUACUUGAUACAAGUACAUGCAAUAUACCAAUACAGAGUUCUCUAGCAGAAUUAGUCCGAAAUGCCUCAAUAAUUAUAUGGGAUGAGGCUCCAAUGAUGCACAGAUACGUGUUUGAAUGUGUGCAUAGGACACUAUGUGACAUUAUGAAAAGUGAAAAUCCAUUUGGAGGAAAAAUUGUUCUCCUUGGAGGAGACUUCAGACAAGUUUUACCAGUUAUCCAUCAUGGCUCACAAGCAGAUGUGAUAUUCAGCAGCCUUCAACACUCAUUUCUAUGGACUCACGUAUGUAAACUACAGUUGACCAUAAAUAUGAGAGUGCACACGUUUAAUACCAGAAAAGGUGUUUCGAAUGUUGAUACUUCUUUUGAAAAAUUCCUUCUUAAGAUAGGAAAUGGUACUGAGGAGUAUUACUCACACCUAGGAAUUUCAAAAAUUAGACUCCCUGCUCAAAUUUGUAUUGCACCUGAUGAAUGCGGUUUAGACAAUUUGAUAAAAAGAGUGUACCCAGAUCUUGGUAAAAAGGCCUUCGAUCAAGAAAUAUGCAACAGAGCUAUUUUGUCAGCAACUAAUGAAAGAGUAGACUUUAUCAACCAGAAAAUUAUGGAAGCAUUUAAAUCAGACAGUUGUGAAGUUUACUUAAGUGCAGACAGUGUUCACGACCCUUCAGAAACAUACAUAUAUCCAACAGAAUUUCUUAAUUCUUUGACACCUUCAGGUUUGCCACCCCAUUCUUUGUUCUUGAAAAAGUAUUCUCCGAUUAUACUCAUACGAAACUUAAACCCCAAAGAAGGUCUUUUAAAUGGAACCAAGCUAGCUGUAAUUAAUCUUGGUCGCCGCAUCAUUGAGGCAAAAAUUAUGACAGGAAAACAUUCUGGGAAAAUGGUGUUCUUACCACGGAUUACGUUGACGCCAUCAGAUUCAGGUUUACCAUUUCAACUUCAACGCCGUCAAUUUCCAGUUAGACCAGUAUUUGCAAUGACAAUCAACAAAUGUCAGGGACAGACUUUAGAUUAUGUUGGAAUAGACUUAACUCAACCAAUUUUUACCCAUGGACAACUUUAUGUAGCUUUAUCUCGAGUGAGAUCUUUUGACUCAGUGUCGAUACUACCUAAUCUACAAUGUCUUGAUUGCUAUUACACUGACAAUGUAGUAUACAAAGAUGUACUUCUUUAG